AUGGACCUGCUGGCCAUCCCCCGCACCAGGUUGCGGACUUUUGGGGACGCUCCCACACUCUGGAACACUCUACCGCUCAAUCUCCGCUCUGCCCCGUCCCUGCCCAUGUUCAAAAACCUCAAUCUAGAAGUGAAUCAGACCACCCAGAGUCUCCUGAUUGAUCCGCACGCCGCGUCCGAGCGCAGUCAGUCUAACCACAAUCCAGGCCACGAUGCUCUUCCUCUGAGGAAGGUGGGCAGAGGGAGGGUGAGGCAUGUGCCCCCGCACCGACCCAUGAUGGUGCACACCCCCCUGGAGGAUUGGCAGGUGGUGGCACGCGUUCCGGUAGAGAACCACCGACAGGAGCCGGCCCGGACAGUCGAUCAUGCAGACAACCGCAGACAGGGCACCGAACCGGCCCGCCGCUUCCUGGUGGACCUGAACACAGGCCUGCUGAAGGACUACGUUGGCGAGAUGAGCAGGAAACCAUCAGGCUUCUACGUCCCUCCAAAGAGCGAUGGCUUCAGGCAGGGCACUGAGAACUCCCACGCCACCCUGGUGGACCCCAUGACAGGCCAUCUGCUGCUGCACACCUCCGAGAUGAAGAGGGGAUCCAUAGAAAACUUGCCAAUCCUUUCAGAUGAGUUCAGGCACACCUCCGAGAUGAAGAGGGGAUCCACAGAGAACAUCGACAUGCCAAUCCUUCCAGAUGAGUUCAGGCACAGCAUUGAAUACUCCUGGCUUAAGAAAAAGGACAUGCAGGGCAAAGACAUUGGGAAAAUGGAGAGUGAGGUGGUUGCUGUUCCCCUGGUGAAGGGAGGGUGGGUGAGAGAUGCGGAUCAGGUUCUGAGAGCAGCUCCCGAGGUGGUCCGCAGGCAGGGCACGGAACCGUCACGUCGCUUCCUGGUGGAUUUGAACACAGGCCUGCUGAAGGACCACGUCGACGAGAUGGACAGGAAACCAUCAGGAUUCUACGUCCCUCCAAAGAGUGAUGGCUUCAGGCAGGGCACUGAGAACUCCCACGCCACCCUGGUGGACCCCAUGACAGGCCAUCUGCUGCUGCACACCUCCGAGAUGAAGAGGGGGUCCAUAGAAAAUGAGUUCAGGCACACCUCCGAGAUGAAGAGGGGAUCCACAGAGAAUGAGUUCAGCCACAGCACAGGCCAGCUGCUGCAUCACGCCUCCGAGAUGAAGAGGGGGUCCAUAGCAGCAGCUCCUGAGAUGGACCGCAGGCAGGGCACAGAAGCGUCCCGUCGCUUCCUGGUGGACCUGAACUCAGGCCUGCUGAAGGACCACGUCGACGAGAUAAGCAGGAAACCAUCAGGAUUCUACGUCCCUCCAAAGAGCGAUGGCUUCAAGCAGGGCACUGAGAACUCCCACGCCACCCUGGUGGACCCCAUGACAGGCCAUCUGCUGCUGCACACCUCAGAGAUGAAGAGGGGGUCCAUAGAGAAAAGGAUCCAUGCUGCCUCUGAGGAGUUCAAGCAUGGCAUGGAAUAUUCCCAUUUUAAAAAACAGGAUGACGGACAUAAUGAAAUCAUGGAGCCAGUCCAUGACACUGUGAACGAUGAGUUCAGCCAUAGUCUCGAGUUCUCCCAUUUCAAAAUGAGGAACGACAUCAGGGGACCAGCCCAGAGGACAGACACAGCUGUGUGGUUGAGGGAGACACUUCCUGUGGGGGUGACGUGCUCAGGUGAAAUCAUUGACGGCAGGUGCUACCAGUUCAACCCAACCCCUCUGACCUUCAGUGAGGCAGAGUCCUCCUGUCAGGAUCUCUAUGCUGGCGGCCAUAUUGCUGCAGUGACCAGUGCUGACCUACACAUAAACCUUGUCUCCAUGGUGACAGUAGCCAGUAACGGCCCCACCCUCACCUGGCUGGGAGGAGUCAAAAAGGCUCAGCAGUACGAGUGGCUGGAUGGCUCUGCUUGGGGCUACACUGACUGGAUGCCGGGCCAUCCCAACCUGCAGAAAGGCAGGGUCACUUGUGUGGAGAUGUUCAGGAUGGAGGCGAGCUGGUGGACAUCUGUGGACUGCAACCUGAAGAGGGCUUCCAUCUGCUCUUUCCCCAUGGCAGCAUGA
Molecule: messenger RNA, 2058 nt
Organism: Sardina pilchardus (European sardine)
Lineage: Eukaryota; Metazoa; Chordata; Actinopteri; Clupeiformes; Clupeidae
Exons: 18
Coding region: 1-2058 (685 amino acids)
Source: RefSeq, a predicted model, not a curated record